GCUGUCGCGUCGUCCUAUGACUUCUUCACUCACACAUUUACCAGAAGGAUGGAAGCAGCAGACGACAUGGAUGAAGAUGAACUCCUCGACUUCAACGUUCAGAUGAGCAUACACGAGUCGUGUUGUAGCAACAAUCUAACAGGAUCAGGAAGGGGUGAAUAUUUGAAGCUUGUCGGGGCCAUUAAACGAGGUGACUUAUUGGCACUGCAGGAGCUGUGUGAUUUCCCAGCAGCCUCCACUCAGGUGGAUGACCGUGGCUGGUAUCCUCUGCACUGGGCUGCGGUCCAACCUCUGGUCCAAGUCCUGGAGAUGGUGCUGUACGCAUCUUUCAGUCUGACUCUGGAGGAAAAGACCUCAGAAGGAGAGACCUUCCUGACUCUAGCUGUGAGAGACGGUUUGGUUGGAAACGUAAAGACGUUACUGAAACAUGGAGCUUCUCCUCACACCACCAACAACAUCAACGAAUCCCCUCUCAUUUUAGCAGUCAGAUCUGGAUCUUAUCAGAUGGCUUCCACUCUGAUAGUUGGAGGAGCUCAGGUGGAGCAGGUGUGUCUGAAGAAGUGGACGGCCAUGCACGAGGCCUCCAGGGCCGGCUACGCUGAUGUGGUGGAGCUUCUUUUGCAGAAUGGAGGUCAGGUUUCAGAGACAGACCAGCAUGGAGUGACUCCUCUAGGCAUUGCUGCAGAGUAUAGCCACCCUGAAGUCCUGGAGCUCCUCAUUAAACAUGGUGCUGCUGUUAACGCCCAGGCACCAAAUGGCGACAGCGUCCUGUAUGACGCUGCAGGUUCAGGAAAUCCAGACUGCAUCGACAUCCUGCUGCAGCAUGGAGCAAAUCCCAACAUCUGCAACCUGAGCUCCCAGCUACCCAUCCACCGCGCAGCAUAUGAGGGACACUACCUAGCGUUAAGGAUUCUGAUCCCGAUCACCACCAGAAGAGCCCUGAGACUGUCCGGCCACAGCCCGGUCCACUCUGCUGCAGAUGGAGGCCACGCCCACUGCCUGGAGCUCCUGCUGGAGAACGGCUUUGACGUCAACGCCUUACUAGCUUCUCACCUCUCUGAAAAUUACGGAGACAUGAGAAAAAGCCCGCUCUACUUUGCCGUCUCUAACGGGGACGCAACCUGCACUGAGAUUCUGCUGAGAUCAGGGGCCAAACCUGACCUGGACCCCCUCUGCUGCCUCCUGGUGGCGGUCAGGUCGGGGCGAUACGAGAUCGUGAAGCUGCUGCUGGCGGCUAAAGCGGACGUGAAUUGUUAUUUCACAAUGGUGAAUGACACAGUGUUUCCCACAGCGCUGCAGUACUGCCUGAAGGACGAGGUGAUGAUGAGGCUGCUGCUCAACAACGGGUACGACGCUAAGAAGUGUUUCUGUUGUAACCAUGACGACGACGACUGGGAGGACCUCAGCGAGUUUGGCUACGAGCAACACCAGGAGGAAAAAAUCCCUUUUUGUGACUUCAUCAGCGUCUCCUGGAUGGUAAACCUGGCUGGCCGAGUCGUCUCGAUCCUCCUAGAGUACGUGGGCCAAGUUUCUUUCUGCAGCAAACUGACAAAGAUCCUGGAGCGUCACAAAGAGUGGCCUCACAUCCACGGGACCAUACGUAACCCUCGCUCUCUGUCUCACCUGAGUCGAGUGGUGAUCAGGAAACACCUGAGCUGCAGCCGUCUGAUGUCGGCUCAUCUUCCCAACAGGCUGAAGGACUACCUGCUGUUCAAAGACAACGACCUGUACGCCAAAAUCAUCUGCAGGGAGGACUGAGCUUAGCCACGUUUUUAUGUUAUCUUCUGGGUCUUAAGUAUCAGCAAUGAAAACAUGUUUUUGUUUUGUCCUCUUGUGAUUUCAGGGCCUGUUUAUCAAAUAUUAUUGACUUAGAUUUUAGUUAUUAAAACUUGAGCGCAAUAAUAAACAUUUAAAUCAAGAAAAUUACCGUGAAGAUAAAUAGAGAGACAAACUCAGUUUCAGGACUCCAAACUACACAAAAACUAUUAGCAGGUUUUCAGUAACUUUUCCUUCUGUACAGGUAAAAACAGAGUAGAAUAAUAUCAAUAUUUUAUUAUAACAAAAGUUCUGCAUGUAGAAUGAUGCUAAAAUGUCGCUAACUACACAGAUAAAUUAAGACAUUCUUCGAUGCACAAAUAUUUGUUUUGUUGUCUUGUUCUCAUGACUAUCCUGCCAAGGAGACCACUUUGAAAUCCCUAAACUGGGACCUUUACAGUAGGAUUGCAUUCACAUACUGGCCUUAACGUCAAUGUUUUCAGUUGAUUAAGGGGCAUUAAAUACAAUAAUCACUGUCCUUCUUCAUUCCGGAUACAAACAUAACCACAGCCAUAGUUAAACUAGAAAUUAAAGCGUUUUUAAUAAUAGCCAACCUCAAAUAAAGACCUGGUUCUCCUACAGUCAAGGUCCUGGCUGAAUCUUCAGAUUAGGAAAA
This is a messenger RNA of Cheilinus undulatus (humphead wrasse), 2431 nucleotides long. Its product is annotated as ankyrin repeat and SOCS box protein 15-like. The coding region runs from base 49 to 1758 and encodes 569 amino acids. The record is from RefSeq and is a predicted model, not a curated record. NCBI's taxonomy places the organism in Eukaryota, Metazoa, Chordata, Actinopteri, Labriformes, Labridae. Gene Ontology annotation, biological process: intracellular signal transduction. The transcript has 10 exons. Gene Ontology annotation, molecular function: protein binding. Gene Ontology annotation, cellular component: cytoplasm.